CAAAUUCACACUUUGACAUCCUGAGAUUUUUCUUCGAUAUAGUGCCGAUUUUUGCUGUCUUAACUUGAUCAUUUAUUUAGUAAAGUGCUAUUAUACCUAGCAUAGUUUUAUCUAAGUUUGCUCGCUUGAUUCAACCAACAUUGGCAAAGAUGGGAUAUCAUAUCGUCAUCAUCUUGUCCAUCGUCUUCUGUGCCACUUGCUUUGAAUCGCCAGGGCGAACCGCUUUUCCUGGCUCCAUGAUGCGAAGAGAUCCAGGCCAUUAUCCUGGCUACUACUACUCCAUCAGCAACGUUCUUCUCAAUCCCUCAUCAAAAACAUUUCAAAUCAACUCCAAGAGGGCAAAAAGUGAACGAUUCCUUAAUAAACCUUGGCCUAUAGAGACAGUCACUGAGCCAAUGGUGACUUGUGAUGAGGUCCACAACAAGGGAUAUGUAUUUGUCAUCUUUUAUCACUAUGACAGUAACUACUUCCACAUGCAUGUAGACACCUUGAUGCCCCUUUUCAAAGCCAUCUAUUAUAAGCAGGAAAACAGGAACAGGCCGGUUGUAAUCAUCCCAGCAGUUGAAAAGGAACGUUUAGAGUCACUUGAUUGGGAAACACCCGCAUUUGACAACAGUUCCAUCUACUGGAUGCAGAUGUUGAAGUUCAUAUCUGGCAGAAACAAACUGUUGCCAUUGAAUGCAAAACUAUUGGCAAGAGGGCAGAAUAUCUGCUUUAGAGAAAUAAGCUUUGGGACAUCAAGCUAUACAGUGUUCCCUGAACAUGAGGACAUCAUCUUGAAAUACAUAAAAUUUGUGAGGGAUCAGUUCCAAAUAGUGAUGCCACAACCACAUUCGAAAAUAAGAGUUGGGCUGAUUAAAAGGACUGGACGAAGGUUGAUUCUCAAUGAGGAUGACAUCAUCAAAGCAGUGAAGCCAUUCACAGAAAUCGAUGUGAUUAACUUUGAUGGGAUGACAUUUCGGAAACAGAUUGAAGUUGUCCAAAAAUACAGUGUCUUGAUAGGAAUGAAUGGUGCAGGUCUCAUCAACGCCUUAUUUGCUCCACCCUUCACCUGUGCUGUCCAGCUAGUGCCAUAUGAGGCUCAAACUAACCACAAAGCAUUUGGAACUUUACUCACAGCUAAGGGACCUUAUCUUGAGUGGCAUAAUCAACAUAAGGAUUUACACUUUGUUAAGGCAGAUGGAACUAAUCACAAUGCAGAUACUGUGGUGAAUGUUGAUGAGUUCAGGAAACUAGUCCGGGAGGCUUUGGAGUGGGCAAGACAAGCUAGGCAUAACUACAGAGAAGAACUUUGAUUUUCUACUGCUUGAAAGUCUUUAUCUCAUAAUUCAUAGGUCGGCACAGUUAAAAUAA
This is a messenger RNA of Lineus longissimus, 1353 nucleotides long. RefSeq names its product protein O-linked-mannose beta-1,4-N-acetylglucosaminyltransferase 2-like. The transcript has 6 exons. The coding region runs from base 150 to 1295 and encodes 381 amino acids. Gene Ontology annotation, molecular function: glycosyltransferase activity. The record is from RefSeq and is a predicted model, not a curated record. Lineage: Eukaryota; Metazoa; Nemertea; Pilidiophora; Heteronemertea; Lineidae.